This is a messenger RNA of Argiope bruennichi, 1579 nucleotides long. RefSeq names its product zinc finger protein 2-like. The record is from RefSeq and is a predicted model, not a curated record. Gene Ontology annotation, cellular component: nucleus. The transcript has a single exon. Bases 1 to 1077 code for a protein of 358 amino acids. Lineage: Eukaryota; Metazoa; Arthropoda; Arachnida; Araneae; Araneidae.
AUGGAAGAGCUCAGGUGUUUGAACUGCAACAAACCGUUUGACACUCAACAAGGACAUGUCUGCUUAAAUAACCCUUGGAUGCUGGGAAAUCAAAUAUUGCAGGAUAUUGAGGAUGAACUACUCCUUCAUGAAAAUGAGUUUAUCUCUUUGGAUAGCGAGCAGUUACCUGAGUUAUCGUCUGUCUGUUCUGAAAUAUUCAACAGAAUAUCUGAUCCUUACACUGAUCCCGGUGUAUCGAAAGAAGAGACGUUCGGGACUGAUCAACAAAUCGGUUCAAGACCAGUUUCACUAGCAUUACCGGAAUUAUCAUCGGUCUGUAAUGAAAUAUUCAAUAGAAGUCCUGAUCACUGCUCUGAUUCCAGUUUAUCGAAACAAGUGACUUCUGGGGCUAAUCAAGAAAUCGGUUCCAACCCAGUUUCAUUUUCGGAAAAAUCUGAGACUUUCGAUAAAUGCACUGUAAAUGCCGUCAAUGUAGUUCCUGGUCCUUCCCGAUUACUCUUGAAUGAAAGCGAAGAAAGUUUGUGCCAGGAAGAAUUUCAACCUAUACCAUACCAUGCAGUGUCUACUAAAGUAAAGCAGUGGACAUGCAGCGUUUGCCGAAAGGUAUACAAAGACAAAUAUCGUUUGAAAAGCCAUAUGCAAUUCCACGGAGGAGAAAAAAAACACAGGUGUGAAUUUUGUGGAAAAUUGUUUCAUCAAAAGAGUGAUUUACAGAAACACGUCAGGUUGCAUACGGGAGAGAAACCAUUUUCUUGUGAUGUUUGCGGGAAACGAUUCAGAAUAAGCCCUUUUUUAAAAUCGCAUAUGCUGUCCCAUGAUGGAAAGAAACAAUACAGAUGUGGCAUUUGUGGUAAAUCAUACGUACAUAAGAGUUCUUUAAAUACGCAUGUUCGUAGCCAUAGGGAUGAGAAACUAUUCGCUUGCGACCUUUGCUGGAAAGGAUACAAACAAAAAGGUCAUUUGACGAGACAUUAUAGGAUUAGUCAUAUAGGAAACAAAUUUUCAUGUCAAAUUUGUGGAAAGUUAUAUACAGAAAUGCAUUCUUUGAAGAGACAUGCUUGCAAGCAUGAACAGUAGAAAUGUGAUAUCUGUGGAAAAAAUUUUUUGUAUAAAACAAGUCUGUAAAUACACGAAAAGAUUCAUCAACUUAAGUAAAAGAAGAAUCUAUAAAAAUAUCGUUAGUAGGCCGAGCAUCAAACAAAGAAGAAAAGCAUUGCGGACGUUUUUAUUAAAAUAUACAAUUUAUUUGUCUAAUAUUUUUAUUACGCCAAUUUUAUUUGAAUAUCCACCAAGUGUCAAUUUAGUUUUUAUUGGCAUUUUAAAGAAGAGAAAGUUUUAUAUUUUAUUGCCUUGACGAAUAUGAAUUCAAACUCAUUGAAAUGUUUUAUUGAAUAUUUGAGUCCAUUCCUUGGAGUAUUUAUUUUGAAUUGUUUCGAAUUAGAUAUGAAUUUAAAAAAACAGAUAAGAAUUUGCAUUAAAUCUCCAUUGAACUUCAAGAUUAAUGUAGAUUUGUACAUUAGAAUAUCAUCUAAUAUAUCGUUAUGUUAUACGAUUCACCUCAGGCGACUUUCUGACUUGC